AUGACGUCUGCUACUUUGGGGAAUCUCAAUGUGGAUGAUGGUUUUGGAAAGCCGGGAAGUCUGAGCAUACAGAGAAAGUCAGAGGAUGAAAGCAUGCUCUUGUUUGCACAAGAUUUUUGUGUGCAUGCUGCAUUGAGCCAUUACGUUUUAGCUUUCAUGAUAGUGCGGUUUGAAUAUGCCAAACUUCAGGCUGUGAUCACUGCCAUUGCAUGCAUGGAAAUACCUGAGGGAGAGGGUGCAGAUGAAAUCAUAUCAAAAAGAGAUAUUGACGAAAAGGAUUUAUUGAGCGGUCAGGAGAUGAUGUGUUCAUUAACAACAUACAAUGAUGACAGAGAUCUGAGUGGUACAUAUUUCGAUGAUAGUGAUAUAGCCAAAUUGUCCAGUAUGGGGAUGGUGGACUUCAAGAUGAUCUCACUAUGGAUGAUCUCACAAAUGAUGAUAAUUAUUUUUAGGGAUUCAAGGGACAUCGAUAAAACUAUACGGAUGUUUUUGAAUAAAGAGGAAACUGCCACACCUGUUAACACCCCAAGUCUUUCAGCAAGAAAAAAUGAUCUCAGUUUAUUUACAUUAAGUCCUAUCAAGUUUAUAGAUAGAACUUUUCAUGUGAACCUGCUCAACAUGGUUGUUUCUGGUAGUGAAGUUUCUGGUUGUGAAGUUUCUGGUAGUGAAGUUUCUGGCUGUAAUUCAUUCCAGGCAUUGAUAGGUUCAAGUGCAUUAGGUAUUCCUGGGAGUGAAAUGAGGAAACUAUACAGCCCAGAAACUUUGUCAACAUUUCAAAUGAAGUUUACUACUGAGAAUGACCAUGAAGACCUGUCAGAUGAGAAAGUUAGCGCUGAAAUAAUGAACAAAACAGCCAAAUAA
This is a messenger RNA of Ruditapes philippinarum (Manila clam), 861 nucleotides long. RefSeq lists its product as uncharacterized. The transcript is spliced from 9 exons. Bases 1 to 861 code for a protein of 286 amino acids. The record is from RefSeq and is a predicted model, not a curated record. NCBI's taxonomy places the organism in Eukaryota, Metazoa, Mollusca, Bivalvia, Venerida, Veneridae.